GUCAUAUGCAAUCCUGCAUCCACAAAUGAUGUGAUUAUGUUAAUGAUGUGAUAAUGUUUUACAUGAUUAUAGGAAAACAUGUACUAAACAGAUGUGUAGGUUACAAUCAGAGAGGACAACCUCUUUCUCUGCUACAGUGUUGCGCCCUUUCCACUGGGUACAGAUGUGUAGGUUACAAUCAGAGAGGACAACCUCUUUCUCUGCUACAGUGUUGCGCCCUUUCCACUGGGUACAGAUGUGUAGGUUACAAUCAGAGAGGACAACCUCUUUCUCUGCUACAGUGUUGCGCCCUUUCCACUGGGUACAGAUGUGUAGGUUACAAUCAGAGAGGACAACCUCUUUCUCUGCUACAGUGUUGCGCCCUUUCCACUGGGUACAGAUGUGUAGGUUACAAUCAGAGAGGACAACCUCUUUCUCUGCUACAGUGUUGCGCCCUUUCCACUGGGUACAGAUGUGUAGGUUACAAUCAGAGAGGACAACCUCUUUCUCUGCUACAGUGUUGCGCCCUUUCCACUGGGUACAGAUGUGUAGGUUACAAUCAGAGAGGACAACCUCUUUCUCUGCUACAGUGUUGCGCCCUUUCCACUGGGUACAGAUGUGUAGGUUACAAUCAGAGAGGACAACCUCUUUCUCUGCUACAGUGUUGCGCCCUUUCCACUGGGUACAGAUGUGUAGGUUACAAUCAGAGAGGACAACCUCUUUCUCUGCUACAGUGUUGCGCCCUUUCCACUGGGUACAGAUGUGUAGGUUACAAUCAGAGAGGACAACCUCUUUCUCUGCUACAGUGUUGCGCCCUUUCCACUGGGUACAGAUGUGUAGGUUACAAUCAGAGAGGACAACCUCUUUCUCUGCUACAGUGUUGCGCCCUUUCCACUGGGUACAGAUGUGUAGGUUACAAUCAGAGAGGACAACCUCUUUCUCUGCUACAGUGUUGCGCCCUUUCCACUGGGUACAGAUGUGUAGGUUACAAUCAGAGAGGACAACCUCUUUCUCUGCUACAGUGUUGCGCCCUUUCCACUGGGUACAGACAUCAGUUCAACGUCGUCUUGAUUUACAUUUUGUUGAGUUGUCAACUAACGUGAAAUCAACAACGAUGUCACCACAUCAUCUGCUUUAAGUUAAAAGUUGUGUGAAAAAAAUACGAAAUGGCCUUAUGUUGAUGACUUUUGGCACAUCCAAUCAUUUCCCCACGCGGAUUCAACGCAAUUACAUAUAAUUAUUUUAUGACGUGGAAACAACGUUGAUUCAACCAUUUUUUCCCCCAGUAGGGUGUCUGACAGUAGAUUAUAAUAAAAUAGCUAGAAUAGAACAGAAUAGACUGGAAUACAAUACAAUAGAAUAUCGGUUACAAGCAAAAUAAUUCCCCAACAACAACAGGCAAGAACUGUCACUAUAUAGGGUUGUUAAAGACUUUCACAAUGGUGGGUAUGUGGCAGCGACGACCUAUAAAGAACAAUAAUGGUCAAGGACCAAGGACUCAUCAUUAGGUCGCGCGCUCAUAGAAUGGGACACGACGACGCACUGUCCUCAAAGUCCCCUUCCCAUUCAUGCUGUGGCAGGAGAGACGGGGAGAAAAUAUCCAUCGAGGCACUUAGCUACAGCCAAAGCGAUGGACCACAUGCAUUUCAGAUGCUUACAUUCAGAUGUGGCAACAAUGAUUCUGUAUCACGAAAAUGUAACGAAUACCGAUGUGAAUCGGGCUAUUGCGCACCAAACAGUCACGUAAUGCGUGUUUUAAUCUCAGUAUUUUGUGGUCACCGACUGGCAUAGUUAUUUUUGUCGAGAUAUUUUGAUACCUCCGUGAAAAAGUAUUUUUCUUUCAACAGCAUGCGUUCAGCUUAACAUCCCUGCUGGGGCUAUUAUUGCUUAUUUAAUCAUCAAUCGUUUUAUUUUAUGUUUUUCAAGAACGUGGAGCAGUGUUUUGCAUGAAGUGAUGAAGUCAGAUGCCAAUGCAGUGGAAUCUGAACCCGGUAGAGUACAGCCAGCGCGUGCUGUGGUCGUGGAGCGGAUAAAUGCCAUCGCGUGAAGCGCACCCCCACGAAGAGAACUCCAUGUCUUUCUUGGACUGCUCCUGCAUCUCCCCCACUCAGGUCCAGCCAAUCAGCAUAGAGGACCAGUAUGAGGACGUCAGCCACCAAUACCUGAGCUCUGACGUCUCAGAAUGCACUUUCACCUGGGGUGGUGCAGGCAGCGAUGACAUCACAGCCCUCUCUGCUAACUCCGCCCACUACCAGCUGCUGUCAGAGCUGGGGAAAGGCUUCAACAACCUGAGCCAGGUGCGCAUGGCACGCCACACCCCCUCCCGCCAGCUGGUAGCAGUCAAGAACACCAACCUGGAUGAGUGUACAGAGGAUGAGCUGCUACAGUUGAUGAACGAGGUUCUUCUCUCCAGGCUGUUCCGCCACCCCAACCUGCUGACCUCUCGCCUGGUCUUCAGCUCCUGCUGCCAGCUCUGGGUCCUCACACCACUCAUGGGCUACGGUUCGGCAGAUAGCCUGCUGAGGACGUUCUUCCCUGACGGGAUGAGUGAGUCCCUGAUCGCUUACCUCCUCCAUGGAGUCCUGAAGGCUCUGCAAUACCUGCACCUCAUGGGCUACGUGCACAGGGGAGUGAAGGCCAGUCACAUCCUGCUGUCUGGGGAGGGCCGUGUUUACCUCUCGGGGCUGCACAGUGUUUACAGUAUGAUGCGGGAUGGGAAGAAGGUGAGGACCGUGUUUGACAUGCCCCACCACAGCCCCGCCCUGCUACCCUGGCUCAGCCCAGAGCUGCUACGACAGGACCUGCAUGGCUAUGGGGUGAAGUCAGACAUCUACAGUCUGGGGAUAGUAGUCUGUGAGCUGGUCAGUGGCAGGGUGCCUUUCCAGGACAUGCCCCCUACACAGAUGCUGCUCCAGAAGCUGCGUGGGUCCCACUGCUGCCUGCUGGACGUGGCCCCCUCCCCCCUAGGGGAGCUGGGGGGGCUGAAGGUGUCCCGCUCCGGGGUGGACUCUGGCAUCGGGGAGAGUGUUGCCACGGGCAGCCUGACCCGCACCGCCACCGCCGAAAGACCUCAGAGCCCCGCCCCCAAGAACCACUCGGCCACCCUGCACAACCUGGUCCAGCUGUGUCUGCAACAGCAGCCCGACUGCAGACCCUCUGCUUCUACACUGUUGACCCAUGCCUUCUUCAAACAGGUGAAAAGACAUCAUACCCGGGACUCCUUCCUCAGUCUCAUGUACCCCGCGGUGCCCCUUGGAGUUUCCAGCCCCGAUGACCCCUCUGUGUCCUGCUCCUCUACCCCGUCCUGCCACCCCCCCACCUCCGCCAUCGCUCACCCCACAGAGGAGGUGUGGGACUUCUCCUAACCCUCCCCCCUUUCACCUCUGCCCCCCACAUCCCAAAAUCUGACAACCAAGCCUAACUCAAGACAAUCAAAACGAUCAAAAAACAGCGAGCCCAAACCUUUCUACUGUGCUUUGAUUGGACCUGUCCUACCCACCACUCUGAGCCUUUGUACUGUGUUUUGAUUGGACUUGUCCUACCCACCACUCUGAGACUUUCUACUGUGUUUUGAUUGGACUUGUCCUACCCACCACUCUGAGCCUUUGUACUGUGUUUUGAUUGGACUUGUCCUACCCACCACUCUGAGACUUUCUACUGUGUUUUGAUUGGACUUGUCCUACCCACCACUUUGAGCCUUUCUAAUGUGCUUUGAUUGGACUUGUCCUACCCACCACUCUGAGCCUUUCUAAUGUGUUUUGAUUGGACUUGUCCUACCCACCACUCUGAGCCUUUCUACAAGUUUUCUAGGCUUUUAUAUGUUUGUUUUGAAACUCAAAUAAGGGUCUGCAGGUGGAUGUUUAUUGUCACAAGUCUUGUCCUGGAGGCAGAACUGAGCCAUUUCCCCUUAGAUAGCUGGAAUAGGAGGGCGGGAUUAUUGAAGCUGCUCUGCCUGGAUCAUCCAAUGAGGAUCUCUGUGCCAUGGGUGUGGCUGCCGGUCGACGACAAUGACAACCAAUGACGUUGCAGGACAGUGAGGACACACCCCCUAUGCCAGUGAAAAGACCUAUCACUGGACUCAUAUGGAUCGUACUACGAACAGUAAUGUGAACUAUUUUAGGCUAUUAGACUGUGAAAGGGCAUAGAUAAUAAUGUGUCAGGGUUUGAAGAGGAAGAUAAUAGAUAAUGAUAUGUUAUGGAGUUGGAGAGGUGUGUUGUGUUAAAACACAAGUGUGUGAGCAGAGACGGUACGAGAAUAGCUAGUGUGUUAGUGGAAGUUCUAUGGUUAUCCCUCUAGUCUUGUGAAACCAGCCUGAUCUCGCGAUAGCUCACAUUCCCGAAGUGAAACUAAACGUGAGCUCAGCAGUCCGUCUGAUUGACCAGGCUGCUAUCCCAACCAGGGAAAUCCCUGUGAUCAAAUAAGAACUAUAACACUACCACUACUGUGCUUUGAGACGCAGCUACCCUAUACACGUCCUCCUUGUCAUAAUAAACGUACGGGAGGGUCCUCAAUUGUAUCGUUUUAAUGAAAUCUGUGAACUGUUUAUGAUACAUUUAUGUGGAUUAUUCUGUGAUUGAUGAUUAUGUGUAUGAGAGACAUUUUAUGUAUCAGUGCAUAUCAAACAUGUUAUAGCUGUAUGAGCCUUAUAGAAGUGUUAUAAAUAUAUUCAUUAUCAA
This is a messenger RNA of Salvelinus fontinalis (brook trout), 4656 nucleotides long. RefSeq names its product STE20 related adaptor beta (gene stradb). Gene Ontology annotation, biological process: protein phosphorylation. Gene Ontology annotation, molecular function: protein kinase activity; ATP binding; protein serine/threonine kinase activator activity. NCBI's taxonomy places the organism in Eukaryota, Metazoa, Chordata, Actinopteri, Salmoniformes, Salmonidae. The record is from RefSeq and is a predicted model, not a curated record.